GCCAACAAAUUUUUGGAGAAGUGGCCAACCACUUUCAAAGCAAAAGUAAUAAAGGAAAGCCAUGGACUUGUACCCACCACAGAACUCUUGGAUUUGAUGCGGAAUGCUGAGUCAGCUGCUGAAGUUGAGAAUGGCUGGGACAGUGACAUGUCUGCCAUCUUGCUGCUGCUACAUUUGCUACCACCAUCUGCACAAGGUAGAAAGAAGCCGGGAAAGCUGUCUGCAUAUCAAGCUGUAGAUCAGCUUAUCAGAUUUCAAAAGGUUGGAACCAGUGUGCAGCAGCAUCUAGACAACAUCACCCAAAGCAGUCAGCCCUACCUUCUCGCCCAGGGAUCCACACAAAGCACCAUUCACUCCUUCUUCAUUGUGGUCGACAAGAAAGCACUUCCAUGCAAGGCAAAAGGUUCAGUUGCCGCUUUUGAUGAACUCUUUAAAGCCCAUUACGUCUUUGGUACGUCAUACAGUUCUUCCCUAAGCAGCUUUUUCACUUUUGUGCAAACAACCAUCUAUAACAUCGACAUGGGGGAAACAAAGGAGACCCCUAGAGUUGCGGAGUUGCGAGCAAGAAUGGUGCGUUAGUUGAGAUAAAACUAUGAAGUGUUUUCUUUGCAAAAGUGACCAUGGAAGUCCAAACAACCUUGUUAAGCACUUUAAGGUAAUUCAUGGACUAUGUACAGGCAGGACUCUUUUUUUGAAGUGUGGUCAAGAAGGAUGCUCACGUUCUUUUGGUAGUUUUUCAGGUUUAAGAAAGCAUCUUAAUAAGUGCCAUGGAAGCAGUUUAGUUGAUUCUGUGGAAUCUGAUCUUUCAUAUCCUCAAAGCACCAUCAAUACAAGUAAUGUUUUUCAUGUUGAAGAGUCGACUGAAGAGUUAGAGGCCGAGUCACAGUUAUCUUCGCCAUACAUUGUAAAUAGUUGUUCAGCUGUAAUUUCUGAUCUAAAGGCAGCAGGUGUUGCUCAAAGUACACUGAAUUCUGUAGUGACUUCCAUGGAAGAGAUUGUUCAAGAUAUCCAUCAGCAUGCUAAAGAGACAGUGAUAAAGCAUGUAUUUAGUAAUGAAAGAGAAACGGAAAUGUGCAAGAAAGUUGAGGCGUGUUUUGAGGGGUUAGAGAAUCCUUUCACAAUUCUAAAUUCGGAAUACAAACGAUCAAAAUUUAUGACUGACAAGUGGGAAAUGGUCGAACCAAUUGAAUGUGUGAUUGGUUCAAGAUUUGACACAAGACGAAAUAAAAAGACUGGAACAUAUGAUCAGGUAGUAGUUCAAGAUAAAUUCAUGUAUAUUCCAAUUUUAUCUACACUGCAGUCAAUAUUUAAAAGUCCAUAUGUUGCAGAAAUGUUGCAACGCUCAGCAACCAGCGACUCUAGACUGAGAGAUAUUUGUGAUGGAUCUUUUUUUAAAAGUCACCCCCUGUUCUCAACUGAGAAGCAGACAAUACAGAUCCAGAUGUUCUAUGAUGACUUUGAGGUCGCCAACCCUCUGGGUCCAAAGCGAGGUAUUCAUAAAUUAGGUGGAGUAUAUUUUACUUUAAGAAACUUCUCUCCAAAAUGGAAUUCUUUUUUAGCUAACAUACACCUGUGCGCCUUAUUUCAUGCUCAAGAUGUUAAACGUUAUGGUUUUAGUGAAAUUUUUGCUCCCAUUGUUCGAGAUAUUAAAGUGUUAGAGAGUGAUGGUAUUGAGAUUCCAUUAUACAAUGGUUUUGUUCGUGGCACUGUAGUGCAGGUUACUGGUGAUAAUUUGGGAUUGCAUUGUUUGUUUGGUCUAGUGGAGUCUUUCAGUGCAAGGUACUGUUGCAGGUUCUGUUUAGCGGAAAAGGAGGACUUUCAGACAGAAUUCUCUGAAGACUCUUCCAAAAUAGUUUUGCGCACCAAAGAUGUACACACUGCUCACUGUCAAGAAAUGGCUUGUAAUCCAUCCCUUCCCUACGUUUUUGGUGUGAAACGUUCAUGCAUAUUAAAUUCAUUGGAGUAUUUUCACACAACAGAGAACUUCUCAGUUGAUGUGAUGCAUGAUGUGUUAGAAGGGGUGGGCCAGUACGAAUUGAAGUUAUUAUUUCUGUAUUUGAAGGAAAAGCAUGUUACAUCAGCAGAAAUACAUUCAAGAAUACAAAGUUUUGAUUAUGGUUUCAUGGAGAGAAACAACAGACCUGUAGCUGUUAAUUUAAGUGAAGGAUCUAAUGAUCUAGGACUGAAUGCAUCUCAGUCCUGGUGCUUACUUAGGAAUGUUCCUCUUAUCUUUGGAGAUUUGUUUACUUCUACUGACCAACACUGGAGCCUGCUUCUUUUACUUCUUCAAAUAAUAAACAUCAUAUUCUCGCCCAUGUUAUCUCAAGGUUUAUGUGUAUAUUUAAAACAUUUAAUUGUGGAUCACCACACACUGUUUAAAAAGUUGUAUCCUCAGAAAAACCUUUUACCAAAGCAUCAUUUUCUUGUCCACUAUCCCCGCUGCAUACAGAAAAUUGGGCCUGUCCUUCAUAGUUGGUGUAUGAGGUAUGAAGGCAAGCAUAAUUUUUUCAAAAAACAGCUUAAAUCGUUUAAAAAUAUUACCAAAACGCUUGCAAAAAAGCAUCAGUUUCAUAUGGCACAUAGUUGGCGAAAUUCAACAACUUUUAGUCGGUUUGACAUUGGUCCAGGAAAAAUGGUGUCUUUAAAUAUGGUAAAAGGAGGUUCUGGAAUUGCUAUGGCAAUGCAAGUGCCCAUUAGCAUUCAGGUUAUGAAGGUUAAUUGGGCUAAACAUAAUGGGUUUGUUUAUCGACCAAACUUGGUUAUCUGUGGGAAAGUUGAAUCUGAAGUCCCCGUGUUUUAUCAGAUUGAGUCAGUUCUGAUAAUGUUUGAAAAACUGUUGCUACUCACAGUGCCUUUAGUUACAGUAACUUUUCAAGAACAUUUCCAUGCUUAUGAGGUGAUCAAAUCAAAGCAGGAUUAUGUUUUUUUUCAUGUCGACAACCUGCAUUACCCUAGGCCUUUUGACAUACAAAUGUCAUAUGGAGGGAAUGACACAACUCUCCUCAUCGUGCCAUAUUGCUUUCUCUGGUAAACAUUUUUAUGAUGAAGAUAUGUUUCUGUCAGAGACAAGGCAAUGGGUUUGCAAUGUAAUUUCACUGACAUUGUAAUGCUUUCUUUUUUUUGUUAAAAUAAAUGGUGAGUGCUGUGAUCUA
This is a messenger RNA of Pimephales promelas (fathead minnow), 3152 nucleotides long. The record is from RefSeq and is a predicted model, not a curated record. Lineage: Eukaryota; Metazoa; Chordata; Actinopteri; Cypriniformes; Leuciscidae.